Molecule: messenger RNA, 3592 nt
Organism: Podarcis muralis (Common wall lizard)
Lineage: Eukaryota; Metazoa; Chordata; Lepidosauria; Squamata; Lacertidae
Gene: SMARCA5
Product: SNF2 related chromatin remodeling ATPase 5
Biological process (GO): nucleosome organization
Cellular component (GO): chromatin; nucleus
Molecular function (GO): histone binding; ATP hydrolysis activity; nucleosome binding
Source: RefSeq, a predicted model, not a curated record
AGACUCGAGAGCCGGCUCUGUUCCUGGUUGGUGGGAUCGCGCUGAGAAAGCCGGGGCGGCAGCGGCGAGAGGGGGCCGUGGGAGGAGAAGAAGAAGAACUAGAAGAAUAAAAGAAGAAGGACCGGCCCGAGUCGCGCGGAGCGAAACUAGCGGCGAGACCCGUCCUCUCAUAUAUAUAUAUUUAAGCGGCGGAGUUUUCGAGCCAGGCCGCCGCCGCCGCCCGUGUGUGGACGGGGGUAUCCAUUAUGUCUGCGGCGGGGCAGGAGAACGAGAACGCCGGCUCCCUGCCUGCCGGCGCUUCGGUUCCCGUCGCGGAGAACGCGGGGGCGGGCGCCGCGGAGGGGCCGCCCGGAGGAGACGCCGAAGGAGCGGAUGUGGUUGAUGACGAAUCUCCAGGAAUACAAAAAGAGAACCAAGAACCAGAUCCUACAUAUGAAGAGAAAAUGCAAACAGACAGAGCAAAUAGAUUUGAGUAUCUGUUGAAGCAAACAGAAUUGUUUGCUCAUUUCAUUCAGCCUGCUGCUCAAAAGACUCCAACUUCACCCUUGAAAAUGAAACCAGGACGGCCACGAAUAAAGAAGGAUGAAAAACAAAAUCUCCUAUCAGUUGGCGACUAUCGCCAUCGCAGAACUGAACAGGAAGAGGAUGAGGAGCUGUUAACAGAAAGCUCAAAGACCACUAAUGUCUGCACCCGCUUUGAAGACUCUCCAUCAUAUGUAAAAUGGGGAAAACUGCGUGAUUAUCAAGUCCGAGGGUUGAAUUGGCUCAUUUCUUUGUAUGAAAAUGGCAUCAAUGGUAUCUUAGCAGAUGAAAUGGGUCUGGGAAAGACACUGCAAACAAUUUCUCUCCUUGGGUAUAUGAAACACUACAGAAAUAUUCCUGGUCCUCAUAUGGUAUUAGUUCCCAAAUCAACUUUACAUAAUUGGAUGAGUGAGUUUAAGAGAUGGGUGCCAACUCUUCGGGCAGUAUGUCUGAUAGGUGACAAAGACCAGCGAGCCGCAUUUGUGCGAGAUGUAUUGUUGCCUGGUGAAUGGGAUGUCUGUGUAACAUCAUAUGAAAUGCUCAUUAAAGAGAAAUCUGUGUUCAAAAAAUUUAACUGGAGAUACCUUGUUAUUGAUGAAGCUCACAGAAUCAAAAAUGAAAAAUCAAAGUUGUCAGAAAUUGUGAGAGAGUUCAAGACUACAAAUAGACUACUGUUAACUGGAACACCAUUACAGAACAACUUGCAUGAACUUUGGGCACUUCUUAACUUUUUACUGCCAGACGUCUUUAAUUCAGCUGAUGAUUUUGAUUCAUGGUUUGAUACAAACAACUGUCUUGGGGAUCAAAAACUAGUGGAACGGCUCCAUAUGGUUCUACGACCAUUUCUCUUGCGUCGUAUUAAAGCUGAAGUAGAGAAAAGUUUGCCUCCAAAAAAGGAAGUUAAAAUAUAUGUAGGUCUCAGCAAAAUGCAGAGAGAAUGGUAUACAAGAAUCUUAAUGAAGGACAUUGAUAUAUUGAAUUCUGCUGGAAAACUGGACAAAAUGAGAUUACUGAACAUUCUUAUGCAGUUGCGAAAAUGUUGUAAUCAUCCAUACCUGUUUGAUGGAGCAGAGCCUGGCCCACCUUACACAACAGAUAUGCAUUUGGUUACUAACAGUGGCAAAAUGGUUGUCUUGGACAAACUGUUGCCAAAAUUGAAAGAACAAGAUUCACGCGUCCUAAUCUUCAGUCAGAUGACCAGAGUCCUAGAUAUCUUAGAAGAUUAUUGCAUGUGGCGAAACUAUGAAUAUUGUAGGCUUGAUGGGCAGACGCCUCAUGAUGAGAGACAAGCCUCCAUUAAUGCGUACAAUGAACCUGGAAGCUCAAAGUUUGUGUUCAUGCUGAGCACACGAGCUGGUGGUUUGGGAAUCAAUCUGGCUACAGCUGAUGUUGUAAUCAUUUAUGAUUCAGACUGGAAUCCUCAAGUAGAUCUACAAGCUAUGGAUCGAGCACAUAGAAUUGGUCAAACAAAGACUGUUAGAGUAUUCAGGUUUAUUACAGACAACACUGUAGAAGAAAGAAUAGUUGAAAGAGCAGAAAUGAAACUUCGCUUGGAUUCCAUAGUUAUUCAACAAGGAAGACUAGUGGAUCAAAAUCUGAACAAACUGGGGAAAGAUGAGAUGUUGCAGAUGAUUAGGCAUGGAGCUACCCAUGUCUUUGCUUCCAAGGAGAGUGAAAUUACCGAUGAAGAUAUUGAUGGAAUUUUGGAAAGAGGGGCAAAGAAAACUGCAGAAAUGAAUGAGAAACUCUCCAACAUGGGUGAAAGCUCACUCAGAAAUUUUACGGUGGAUACAGAGUCAAGUGUCUAUAACUUUGAAGGAGAAGAUUAUAGAGAGAAGCAAAAGAUGGCAUUCACAGAGUGGAUUGAACCACCUAAGCGUGAGAGAAAAGCAAACUAUGCUGUUGAUGCUUAUUUCAGGGAAGCUCUUCGUGUCAGUGAACCAAAAGCACCAAAAGCGCCACGCCCUCCAAAACAGCCUAAUGUUCAGGAUUUCCAGUUCUUUCCACCACGUUUGUUUGAACUGUUGGAAAAAGAGAUUCUUUAUUACAGAAAAACCAUUGGGUACAAGGUACCUCGUAAUCCUGACUUACCCAAUGCAUCCCAGGCACAAAAGGAAGAGCAAAUUAAAAUUGAUGAAGCUGAGCCCCUUAAUGAAGAAGAGUUGGAAGAAAAAGAAAAGUUACUAACCCAGGGGUUCACAAAUUGGAAUAAGAGAGACUUCAAUCAGUUCAUCAAAGCUAAUGAAAAAUGGGGUCGCGAUGACAUUGAAAAUAUAGCCCGGGAAGUAGAAGGAAAAACUCCAGAGGAAGUCAUUGAAUAUUCUGCUGUUUUCUGGGAACGAUGUAAUGAACUCCAGGAUAUAGAAAAGAUAAUGGCACAGAUUGAAAGAGGUGAAGCUCGAAUUCAAAGGCGGAUCAGUAUUAAAAAGGCACUUGACACAAAGAUUGGCAGGUACAAAGCACCUUUUCACCAGCUGAGGAUAUCGUAUGGCACUAACAAAGGAAAAAAUUAUACGGAAGAGGAAGAUCGCUUUUUAAUCUGCAUGCUUCACAAGCUAGGAUUUGACAAAGAAAAUGUUUAUGAUGAGUUGAGGCAAUGUAUUCGCAACUCUCCCCAAUUCAGAUUUGAUUGGUUCCUCAAGUCUAGAACUGCAAUGGAGCUGCAAAGACGAUGCAACACCUUGAUCACUUUGAUUGAAAGAGAAAACAUGGAAUUAGAAGAAAAAGAGAAGGCAGAAAAGAAAAAACGGGGCCCAAAGCCAUCUUUGGUGCAGAAACGUAAGCUGGACGGUACUCCUGAUGGUAGAGGGAGGAAAAAGAAGUUAAAGCUGUGAAUUCUAAGUUCUUAUCACUAACUUUAAAGUAGUUCUUUAAUUUUACGGGUCUUCAUAAGAUGUACUGUACAAUUCUCAACUAUUAUGUCAUUAAAGGACAUUGGGUUCAUGUGUUUACUUACUGAACUAGAAGAAUAGUAAUGUAGUUUCACUUUUUUAAAUAAAACAGCUGUGCUGAACUUUUUUUUACCAUUAACACUUGAAAUAAAAAAUAGGCUUCAUUUACUGGUCACUAA